UCAUCCUAAUCUCCCUCUCCUAGCUACUCCAGCCUUUUUAUUCCCCCUCUAAUCCACUCUCCCAUCUCCUCUCCCCUUCUCUUUCCGCAGCCAGCGCCCGGGAGCCUCGAUUAAGCAUCAAAUCAAUGGCCUCCGCCGCCAGCUUCCUGGCCACUCUGGCCAGCUCCGCCGCCACAGCCAGCCUGAACGCCACGCCGGUGAUCAGCGCCGGCCCUGGCAGCAGCAUCAUCAAGGCCAGGUUCCUUCCAUCGACCUCGCGGAGGCGCCGCGCGGCGCUCAGGGCGGCUGCGGUGUCCGGCACGGAGAAGGCGAAUCCGGCGCCAUCUUCUUCCCCGGGCAACAACAACAAGGGCGGCAGGGACGAGCGCGUGGUCCAGGUCCACAGCGCGGAGGAGUUCGACGCCGCGCUGCAGGCGGCGAAGAACCGGCUGGUGGUGGUGGAGUUCGCGGCGAGCCACAGCGUGAACAGCAGCCGGAUCUACCCGUGCAUGGUGGACCUGAGCCGCACCUGCGGCGACGUGGACUUCCUCCUGGUGAUGGGGGACGAGUCGGACGCCACGCGCGCGCUGUGCGCCCGGGAAGGGAUCACCCAGGUUCCCCACUUCUCCUUCUACAAGGGCGCCGAGAAGGUGCACGAGGAGGAAGGCAUCGGGCCCGACCAGCUGGCCGGCGACGUGCUCUACUACGGCGACAACCACGCGGGCGUCGUGCAGCUGCACUCCAGGGCCGACGUGGAGGCGCUCAUGGCGGAGAACGCCGGGGAAGGGGGCAAGCUGCUGGUGCUUGACGUCGGGCUCAAGCACUGCGGGCCCUGCGUCAAGGUCUAUCCCACCGUGGUGAAGCUCUCCCGCUCCAUGGCCGACACCACCGUGUUUGCGCGGAUGAACGGCGACGAGAACGACGCCUGCAUGGAGUUCCUCAAGGACAUGGAGGUCGUCGAGGUGCCCACUUUCCUCUUCAUCAGGGAUAGCAAGAUCGUCGGCCGGUACGUCGGCUCUGGUAGAGGGGAGCUCAUCGGUGAGAUCCUCAGAUACCAGGGCGUCAGGGUCACCUACUGAUGAACAAACCCGGCCAACGAGUUGUAAUUCUUACGAUACUUGUGAAUUUGGGCAAAGGAAAGGAGUGCAUGCACAUAGAAAUUAUUCAUCUUACUGCGGCAUCCAUCGAUGCUAUAGAUAAAUUUAGACUGUUUACUGGACAUUUACUGUUAUAUAGUAAUGGAAUUUUUGUGUAAAAUUGUGAGUUUGCAAACUUUUACAAUGAUCGAUAUAAUCGAGCCUUGCCUUCCUACA
Messenger RNA from Brachypodium distachyon (stiff brome), 1292 nucleotides. Its product is annotated as thioredoxin-like protein CDSP32, chloroplastic. The coding region runs from base 126 to 1058 and encodes 310 amino acids. The transcript has a single exon. Lineage: Eukaryota; Viridiplantae; Streptophyta; Magnoliopsida; Poales; Poaceae. Gene Ontology annotation, molecular function: oxidoreductase activity, acting on a sulfur group of donors, disulfide as acceptor. The record is from RefSeq and is a predicted model, not a curated record.